GCACAGGAUGGCACUCAGCAGGAGGCACUGGCUGGCAGCGCUGGGCACACUGCAGCUCAUCAUCAAUCUGACUUCUGGUCUCUUAGAAGUAUCUGUUCAACAAGCCCUCAUCGUGGUGGUGGAAGGACAGAGAAUUACCAUACCAGCCUGGUACUCAUCCAGCGUUCAGAAGGACCCGUACGUGGCCUGGAGUUUUGUACAGCAAUCCGAGGAAGUGCAGUUUUUGAAAUAUUUCGGAGAAGUGACCAGCACGGACAGUCCUCAGUUUAAAGACCGGGCAAGGUUCAUCCACCAGAUGCCAUCCCAAAAUAUAUCGAUUACAAUUGACAAUGCGCAGGAACAGGACUCGGGACGAUAUAAAUGUUACGUGGACAUGGUCGGUGAAAGCAACUCUGGCGGGAGUAAUAUGAAAAUAAUUAAUGUGACCGUACACGUUAUUCCGUCGGUUCCCUUAUGUAAGUUGAUCGGGAAUCCAUACGUUGAAUCCAAUGUUACGUUUAGCUGCAAGUCAGCCAAAGGAAAGCCAGACCCCACGUAUUCCUGGAUGCGAACUGCGCCAUCUUCCCAGGUGUUUUUCCCUCCUGCUCAGGACGCUGAGAAAGGAACGUUAACGCUAACAAAUCUCACCGCGCAGAUGUCAGGAACCUAUGUUUGUACCUCGACAAACAGAGUUGGCAGUAACUCCUGUAAUAUCACCAUGGCAGUGACUUCAUAUUCCAAAACCGGAAUGAUUGUUGGAGCUGUUAUCGGGUCCAUUGUUGGAGUCUGUUGUAUUGUGAUAUUGGUGUACGUACUGAUCUACUUAUAUAGAAGAAAGAAAAAAGAUUCACAGGAAGAUAUGGAGAACGAGAUCAAAGAGGAUUCUCAAGCACCAAAACCAGUUUCCUGGACCAAAGGUAACGAGUCUGACAUUGUCUUCAAAAAUGACACUUUGUCAUCCGUCAAUACAAACAGAGGCCACAAGGCUUACAAUUCAAAGUCUCCGUCUGAUACAGCGUCCAUAACGACCACCACGGGAAGCAACCUGGGGUUUAAGCCGACCUACCUGAACGAAAGAAACACGAACGCAACCCCAACGCCAAAUCUGUCUAACCAAUCGUUACCCUCGUACAUGAUGCCACAGAAUGGCACCUAUUACAGUAGCAGUCUAACAAGCCAGGACCCUCUUCACAAAGCAAACGGACACAGCCAGCAGGCUCCGCGAAAGGACAUUCCCAUACAAUCAGGGGUCACACCAUCGAACCUUGUGAGAAUGGGUGCCGUAGCAGUCAUGGUGCCAGCGCAGAGCCAAGCUGGGUCUCUGGUGUAACCAACAAUUUCUGUUCAUACAGAAAAUUAUAUUGAGAAAUGUUUACAGAACUUCUCUCAGUCAAAAUUCAUAAACGUAUCUUAAUGCAAUUUUGCAUCGUCAGAGCCUGAUAAUCAACUAAAUCGGAUGAACCAGAUUUUCACCAGUUCGUGUGUUCUGCUCAGUGAUGUGGUCUGGAGCUUGGACCCAGCUCAUGUGUUCUGCUCAGUGAUGUGGCCUGGAGCUUGGACCCAGCUCAUGUGUUCUGCUCACUGACGUGGCCUGCUGCGUGGACCCAGCUCAUGUGUUCUGCACACUGAUGUGGCCUGCUGCAUGGACCGUGUCACACGACUUCAAGGGAGAUGUUCUCAAUCCUCGUUUUUUUUUUACAGAAGUUGGAGGGACUAUGCAAUUUUUUAUAAAGCUAAUUAUUUGGAUACAUGUUACUCAUUUUUGUGUCACAACAAUUUGUAUGUCACUUGUAAAUAGGAGAAUUGUUUUGUUUAAAGAAACAUUUUGCUUGUAUAAGAGAAAUCAUU
Pelobates fuscus (common spadefoot toad) is the source of this 1827-nucleotide messenger RNA. It is a transcript of the gene ESAM, whose product is annotated as endothelial cell adhesion molecule. Gene Ontology annotation, biological process: homophilic cell-cell adhesion. The record is from RefSeq and is a predicted model, not a curated record. The transcript is spliced from 7 exons. Gene Ontology annotation, molecular function: cell-cell adhesion mediator activity. NCBI's taxonomy places the organism in Eukaryota, Metazoa, Chordata, Amphibia, Anura, Pelobatidae. The coding region runs from base 8 to 1309 and encodes 433 amino acids. Gene Ontology annotation, cellular component: adherens junction; plasma membrane.